AUGACCAAAUAUUCAAGAGUUGUUAAAUUUAACCCUUAUACCAUAGAUAAGGAAAAAGAUUUUCCGAUGAUAAAAGAAAAAAAGAGGGAUGAAUACGGACUAGAAAAAAAAGAAGAUAAGGAUACAGAAGAAGACAUAGUAUGGAUUAGAAAACCAAAAAGGUCACAUGUCAAAAAUGUAACAAGGGUAGGAGGUCAAGGUACCUCUAAAGUAUCUAAGUAUAAUUUAAAUAAAGAGACGGAUAUUAAAAGGGUAAGUAAUAGAGAUAUAAUUAGUAGGAAAAGGCCGAUUAAAACGUCGGAAGAUGAUACGGAUCAAGAAGAAAAUGAAUCAAGAAAAAGAGAAAAUGAUCCACUCGAAAUUCUUAAACAGAACAUAAAUCCAAAUUUUAUGGAAGAAUGUGGACAUCAAAUAUUACAAAAUAUAACACCAGAUUAUGUCUGUAACAAACAAGAUAGUUUUAGUAAGAAUAAUAAUGAAGAAACAGAAUUGAUGUCACCUUUCAAAUAUAAUGAAUUGAGAAGAGCUCUAAAAAACAGAAAGAACACGGCUCCAGGGGCAUUUAGAUCAACACCGACAAAUGCGUUAUUAACAGAAACAGGAGAACCUCCUCUGAGCAUAAGAAGAGAAAUUCUAGCAAACAGAUUCUUGAUGAAAAAACUUAAUGGAUCAUGUAAAUUAUUACCCAAACAGUUAGAAAAUCUAGCAAGAUUACAUUACUCCACACGCUACUGGACAAACAAACCAGCUCCAUCACUAAUAAAUAGUUUUUAUACAAUUAAACCUCACGAAGAGAACAUCAUAAUCAAUGAUAAAACUCCAUAUUACAUCUACCCACCGCUAAACGAUUACAUUAAACCAUACAUCGAUAUAGAUGAGAGCACAAAUAUAGCAAACACGGACAUAUAUAUACGUGAUUUAGAACGUCAUAUCAACUCAAAUUGGCCGGAUUAUUUGCAAAUCUAUACUGAUGGCUCUAAAACAUUAGAGGGAACCGGAUGUGCCAUACAUAUCCCAAGAAUCCAUUACAGUAACAAAGUAAGACUUCCAAACUAUACAUCCAUAUUUUCGGCGGAACUUAUAGCGAUAUACACUGCCGUAAAAUAUGUGAAUGACAAUAAUAUUAACAAAUCUUUGAUACUAAGUGACAGCAAAUCAAGUCUAACAGCCAUAAAACACGCCAAUAAACAUUCAAACAUAAUAAUAUAUAAAAUUAUAGAAAUCAUAAAGAAAAUCAAUACUGAUGAUAAAUCCAUGAUUCUUCUUUGGAUAAAGGGUCAUUCUAAUAUAAAAGGCAAUGAGAUGGCAGACAGUCUAGCCAAAGAAGCAUGCACGAGCGGCGAUCAAUUUGCGAAAACUCCUGCGCUAGAUUUAAAACAUUUAAUAAAACAACAAGGUUUGGAACUAUGGCAGAAGUCUCACUCAGAAACAACAAAGACAAAAGGAUCCACAUACGCACUAACGAGAGAGAUUGUUUCACCAAACACAUGGUUUAAAAAUAUAGAAGAAAGUCGAAAUUUUAUUACAGUAAUCUGCAGAUUGAGACUCGGACACUCCUACUGCAAAUCGCAUCUGAAGAGAAUUGGUAUCAUACAGGAUCCAAAGUGUGACUGUGGAAGCAUAGAAACACUCGACCAUUUAUUUUGGGAAUGCAGGCAUUAUCAGCAGGAAAGAUCGAAAUUAGUUAGGAAUUUGCAAAACGUGAGGAUUGUUUUUCCCAUCAAUAUACAGAUGCUUAUUUCAACAUAA
Ctenocephalides felis (cat flea) is the source of this 1749-nucleotide messenger RNA. RefSeq lists its product as uncharacterized. Gene Ontology annotation, biological process: DNA replication, removal of RNA primer. Gene Ontology annotation, molecular function: RNA-DNA hybrid ribonuclease activity; nucleic acid binding. Bases 1 to 1749 code for a protein of 582 amino acids. The record is from RefSeq and is a predicted model, not a curated record. The transcript has 5 exons. NCBI's taxonomy places the organism in Eukaryota, Metazoa, Arthropoda, Insecta, Siphonaptera, Pulicidae.